Molecule: messenger RNA, 1792 nt
Organism: Rhodamnia argentea
Lineage: Eukaryota; Viridiplantae; Streptophyta; Magnoliopsida; Myrtales; Myrtaceae
Product: glucan endo-1,3-beta-glucosidase 7-like
Exons: 6
Coding region: 75-1469 (464 amino acids)
Biological process (GO): carbohydrate metabolic process
Cellular component (GO): plasma membrane
Molecular function (GO): hydrolase activity, hydrolyzing O-glycosyl compounds
Source: RefSeq, a predicted model, not a curated record
GCUUUUCAAAACACUAUAAGAGGCCCGCACGCUCACUCCGUAUCCAGCUCAUCUCUUCAGCUCCGCGAGCAUCCAUGGCUUCCCCUGUCUCCAAGCCGUCGUCUCUCUCUCUCCUCCUCCUCCUCCUCCUCCUCGACGCUUCUCACUUGGCCUGGUCGCAGUCCUUCGUCGGAGUGAACUACGGGCAGGUCGCCGACAACCUCCCGCCGCCGGAGUCCACUGCGAAGCUCCUGGAGUCGACGACGAUCGGGAAGGUCAGGCUGUACGGCGCCGACCCGGCGUUAAUCAAGGCGCUGGCGGGCACCGGUAUCGGGAUCGUGAUCGGGGCGGCCAACGGCGACAUACCGUCGCUGGCCUCCGAUCCCAACGCGGCCGCCCAGUGGGUCGGCUCCAACAUCCUCUCGUUCUAUCCCGCCAGCAACAUCACCCUCGUGACGGUGGGCAAUGAGGUGUUGAUGUCCAACGACGAAAGCUUGAUAUCGCAGCUCCUGCCGGCGAUGCAGAACAUGCAGAGGGCCAUCACCGCCGCCGGGCUGGGCGGCAAGGUGAUGGUGUCGUCGGUGCACGCCAUGUCGCUGCUGAGCCAGUCCGACCCGCCGUCGUCGGGCCUGUUCCACCCGUCGUUCGAGGGCCGGCUGAGGGACCUGCUGGAGUUCCAGCGGGAGAAUGGGUCGCCCCUCGCCAUCAACCCGUACCCGUUCUUCGCGUACCAGAGCGACCCGCGGCCCGAGACGCUGGCGUUCUGCCUGUUCCAGCCCAACGCGGGGCGGGUCGACUCCGGGACCGGGAUCAAGUACAUGAACAUGUUUGACGCUCAGGUUGAUGCUGUUUACUCUGCCCUAAAGGCAUUGGGGUACCAGGACAUUGAAAUUGUGGUUGCAGAGACGGGAUGGCCAUACAACGGCGACAGCAAUGAGGUCGGGCCUAGUGUAGAGAAUGCUAAGGCCUACAAUGGCAAUUUGAUUGCCCACCUUAGAUCGAUGGUCGGCACUCCACUGAUGCCUGGCAAGUCCGUGGAUACGUACAUUUUCGCGCUCUAUGACGAGGAUUUGAAACCGGGGCCUGCUUCUGAACGAUCGUUCGGACUGUUCAAGCCUGAUCUGACCAUGGCAUAUGACAUUGGUCUUUCGAAGAGUAGCCAGACCCCGGCUUCUCCAAAAGCUCCAGUGACUCCGACCCCAAGACCAACUGGAAUGGGCUGGUGCGUGCCCAAAUCCGGUGUUUCCGAUGCUCAAUUGCAAGCAGGUCUCGACUAUGCUUGCAGCCAAAACAUCGAUUGCGGUCCGAUCCAGCCAGGGGGUGCUUGCUUCGAGCCGAACACCAUAGCGUCCCACGCAGCUUUUGCCAUGAACCUCUACUACCAAACCGCUGGCAAGAACCCUUGGAACUGCGAUUUCUCUCAAACGGCAGCGCUCACAACGAACAACCCCAGUUACAAUGGCUGUGUUUACCCUGGUGGGAGCACCUGAAGUGUGAUAGGAACUGUUGUUGGAUUGUUAUAUAGGAGGCAGAAUAAGGGAUGGUGGUGUAGUUGAAGAACUUGCCCCUAUAUGUUAGUUGUAAAGCCUUCCUUCUUAUAAUUAUAGUUGUAAUUUACAAAUAUAUCUAGCCUUUUUUUUUUUUUUUUGGCCAUCUUUUGGUUUCUUAUUUUUACAUUUCUCAUAAGUUAAAAGAGUAUGGGAGAAAUAAUCCCUAAGGUUUUAGGUUGAAGCAAGUCUUCAUAUUAUGCCAUGUAACCUCCUUUCCGAGAUCUUCAGUUAACUGCAUGAUUUUCGGGCAUUGAUUCCGAUCC